This is a messenger RNA of Amoebophrya sp. A120, 6621 nucleotides long. NCBI's taxonomy places the organism in Eukaryota, Dinophyceae, Syndiniales, Amoebophryaceae. The record is from the annotation of a GenBank genome assembly.
CCCCUGCUGCCCCAGUCCGGGCCGCCUGCUUGCUGCCCCAACCCCAGCUGCCCCCGGCUCUGCGGCCCCAACCCCUGCUAACUCCGCCCCUGCUGCCCCAACCCCUUUUGCCCCAACCCCUUUUGCCCCAGCCCCUCUGGCCCCGCCCCGGCGGCCCAGCCAUUGCCUGCGCGCGCGCGGCAUCGGCUCCGUUCUCAAAACACACAAAAUGCGUCGGUCGUGGUCAGUCUGGAGGACCGGAUGGAAAUGUGUCUGAAUCUGUUUUCUCGUGCUGUCACUGCUUAAACCCAUAUCCAUAAAUUGCAUCUCCUUCUCAAUUCUAAUCCAACAGCGGUCGGAUUUUUGCGCAACAUAAGUAGAAAGCACCACUGUUUCGCAUACGUUGUGUUUUCAUCCGCUCGUGCAAUAGAAAUAUUUCAUGUAGUCAAUUUCUGGUUGUUGAUUUUCCCCUAAUUCAGAUUUGUGUUUUCCCACUUCUCGACUAUUCGACCAUACAGACCAGAGCGACAUCAAAAAUGACGAAGAGCGCAGCUUUGAACAAGGCUGCCAAAGCGGGUCCCGUGGCCAAGCCCGCGGCAGACACGAAGAAACCGGCGGAGCCAAAAAAAAAGCCUGCAGAUGAGCACUCCAGGGAAGGUAAGACGAAUGCUCCAGCAGGUCCUCAUCGCGCGAAGGGAAAAGGGGAGGGAAAAAAGGGGACAAAGAAGUCCACUACUGUCGCUGCAGUUUCAGCUGUUUCCAAAACGACCCCAGCGACCGUGGCCACCACGAGCGCCAACACGAUCCGCCCUGCUUCCGCAGGAACGUCCUGUAGGGGGGGUGUUACACGCCUGUCCCACGAGACCGAAAUCCUUGUUCCGCAGUCAUUUUCAAGCCGAAAAACAACUUCGGAAACCCCAGGCAGAACCACUGGAGUCUGGGUGAGCACUAAUCGUCAAGCAAAGGAUUUAAUAUUUUCCGCAACAGCACUUCGCAGCAAGAACGCAGAAGAAAUGAUGAACGAGGAUUUUUACUUCUGUCUGGUGAAGGCGCCCACCUCGGUUCUGAAGGGCGUGAACCGACUAACUGCACUUCCGAAAAGACGGCUGCGCACCAUCCAGGACGCCUUACUCGACGUGAUCAACAGUCAUGCGAAUUACAAUCCAAGCGGGUCAGCUGCAGGAGGAGGAGGAGGUUCGUUGAAAAAUAAAACCCGGCGGUUCAUUUCCCCCUGGCGCACCGACACGAACCAGAAAAAACUUGCGGACGCUAUCAAAGCGGAAUCGAAGCAUAGCAUCGCGCAGUUCAUUGGGUCCGUGGUCAACGAGUUUGACGCCAUUUCCGUAUUGCGAGGAAAAAUCCUCCCUCCCCAUAUUGAAAACGCAUACUUCUGAAAAUUUGUGAUGCAGAUUUGUGACCACAAAUCCUGUCUGUCUUGCGAGAGGGCAAGCCCAGAGAUUCCGCCACAUUAUGCAGGCGGUUUGUAAUGCUGCUCGGCGUACAGCAUAGACAUUUGUGAUGCUAGUAGGCACCUGAGUCAAAACCCCUCAGCUCAGACAUGGCGUAUGCCUGCAGUCCUCUACUGCAAGACAAAUCUGAUUGGUGUAUGGAAAUCCAGCAUCAGAAACUUCGUUUUAAUAUGGGGCGGGGGGAUCAUUUGUCCUUUUGAUAUUCCGUGUCCACGGCCCUGAGCCGAGUGAUCCACUUGGAUUUGCAGAGCACGGAAGCCGGCAUCCCCCACUGCUUGCUGCAGCGGAUCUUGCAGGACGGCUUCCGGGAGUACACUCCGCAGGCGGUCGCCAACAUUUGCAACUCGUUGGUCCGAGUGCUGCCGAAGGUGCUGGCGAGAGCCAAGGUAUUGCAGAUGAAAGAACAAAGGAACAACUCGUGUAGUACUAGUAGUACAACCACAAGUACAACCGCUUCUAGCGAACACAAUAAAGCGAACAAAUCGACGUCGAAGCCCGUUUCACCACAAAAUAUCAAAUGUAAAAGUGUCUGGGUCUGGAAGAAUGCAUGUUUGUCAUGCUUGUCUGGCAUGACCCGUAAAUCUGUCAUGCGCGUCACCCAAGAGUCCCAUUUUUCUGUCAUGCAGAAACGCAGUUUGUCAUGCAGAAUAGGCAACACCUAGAACCUCAGAAACUUGUCAUGCUGGGCCAGCACUUGUGGCCUCAUCAUGAGACGCCACGCAGCAUCACAAGUUUCCAGACAUCCAGGGAUUUUUACAUUUGAUACAAAAGGCCGACGAGCAAUUGCCGAUGAUCCGGAAGAUAUCCCACGAAAAAACUGUUUCACUGUGAUGAUUUUGCAAGAACCGCAUCACAAGUUUGCUACACAUGACCCAGAAAAUUUGCCAUGCGCGUGUCCCAAGGGAAAGCACGCUUAAAAAUCCAAUGUCUUGCAGGUGUAGCAAGACAAACAGUUUGGUGUUUUGUUCUCUGCAUCACAGGUUCACAGUGAAACAGUUUUUUCAUGCGAUAGAAAAUUUUCGAGAACGCGGUUUGCUUCCUCGCGGAAAAAUUGCUGGAAUCCUACGAGAAUUGCGACAAUUUUUCCACGGACAGUGAACACGAAGAGGAACAGGUGGACAGGAACAACGAACAGCAGGAAGUAUUGACUGGUGCAGCAGGAGAUGUUGAGAUCAACGACUGCAGCAGCAAGAACUCUACCGCUAGUAGCAAGACAUCAUCAAACUCAUUCGACAAGCAGCUGUCCGCUUUCCAGGCCAUGAUCGAAAACGGAGAGAGGGAGUUGACCCUGGAAACCGCCAACACGGCCUUGAGGCUUUACAGCACCGCGUUAUCAAAUGUAAAAAUGUCUGGGUCUGGAAGAUUGCCGGGUUUGUCAUGCACAUUUUGCAUGACUCCUCAAGUCUGUGACGCAUGCCCUAGCAUCACGGAUUUUUAGAGGGCUUCCUGAUGCCUAUUCCGCAUGACAAAUGCUCUAUCCGUGCUGCAAAAUUUGGACUCUCUUUGCUGCUCAUGCAAUACAGAUUUUUUUAGAAUCCAAGAUCAGCAUGACAAGUUGGAUUCUUCCAGACCCAGACACUUUUACAGUUGAUACGCGUGGUUCAAAAACGACGACCUACAGCUGUCCCUGUACGACCUGCUGAAGAUGCACAGCUUCGCGUACUGUUUCAACGGCUUCAAGCCGCAGGAGCUGGUAAACCUCGUGUCGGCGUUCGCGAAAGUUGCAGGGACUUUGGACUUAUUUUUCCCGACCACAAUUUAUUCCGGGUCGUUGGCGACGAACUCGGAAGUAGAAAACGGGACGGGGAAGAAGAGACCGCAGAACAAGCACCAGCAGCACCGGGUUUUGUUUCACAGACUCUUCCGUUUGGUGUUGUUGGAAAUCGUGGAGCGGGCGGCGGCCAUUAAAUUCACCGGCGUCGUGCAGCGGGAAUUGUCGAAUUUCUGCUGGGCGUUGCAGAAGCUGAACGUGCUUCCCUCGCAAGUGCUGACGCCACUUUUGAAGCGGGUCAACAAAGACCAUUCGACCGGGGAAAAAUCGCUGACGGACAGUUUCAAACCCCAAGAAAUCGUGACUUUGCUCCACUGCGCGACGAAGUUGUGGCAAAGCUGCUCCUCUAGUACUUCCGGGGCCGGGUCAUUUUCCUGCGAAGAUGAGGAAAUCAUCGGUGCUGGCUCCGGGGGCAAGGUAACCCAGGCAGCCACUGGAGACGAGGAGAAAGGAACUACAAGCGCGAAGAGCAAAAGGCAGAAACGGCCCUACGACCUGUCGCCUAGCGAGGAGGACUUGGGGAAAACGGACGAAAAAUCGCAACUGCGGGUGGAAAUUUGCAAGUUGCUACAAAAGCUGAUCGUGCAUCAACAUCAGGGAACUACUACUGGUACUACCCCGCAAAUGAAGGCUGGUGCGGCUCCUUCAUCUGCGGUUACUGAUAUCAAAGCCUCGUCCAAAGAAGGAGAACAGCCUGCAGGUCGUGUUGGGAAACAAGAUAUAAUGAUUAACGGGAACAACAACAAGGCGAGCGGAAUGAAUAACGUGCUGGUAAAAGAUAACGCGACGCCUUUUGCCCAGUACAACUUGCAAGAUUUGUCGAACCUGCUGUAUUGCGUGGCCCAGGUGGUUCCACAAUCCGAGUUGCACAACUUGAACGGCGACAUCCACAAGUUCAUCAAAAGAACCGCUCUAGAGUGCCGAAAGAAGGCGGGAGAAGUGGCCACAAGCACAGCAGCAUCCUCAACUAGUACCGGCGGACAGGUGACUUCUAGACAAAACAGCAGUAUGAUAACCUCCACUUCUCACAAGCAAGACAACGCUAGUACAACCUCUGAGAUCAGCAGUGUCCUGUUCUCUUUGCAGAGACUGAACUUCUGCGACCCAGGCUUGUUGUUAUCGUCCGCCGACUUGAUAAUCUAUCAGGCGAAACGGGCGGAGGUGAAGCUGCAGUUGCAGCCUGGAGGUGGAGAUCAUCGGAAAGGAAAUCAAGAGCUGGAAAUGCACCUCCGCGCAGAGGAGGAGGACCAUGGGAAAAUAAAAUCAUUUGAGAUGUUAAAAACCCCCGGAACUACGGGAUCAACAACAAAAGCAGCAGCAGCAGCAAAAGACUUCAAACCUUGCCUCCGGCCCACCGUCGGGAGACCGGACCUUUUGGACAGGUCCUCCGACGCCCUGGCGCGCUUGGUGAGCACGGUGGGCUCCUGGGCGAAGUGCGGGGCUUUUCAAGCGGAGUUUUUCGACAACUUUCUCCCCCUGAGCGCGGCGCUUUGGCCGGAGUUCUCGAUUGCGCAAAAGGCCGACGUUCUCUGGGCGGUCGGUGCGGUAAAAGGGAUUUACUUCUACGGUUCUGGCUCUUCGAAGAAAGCGACGGUGGCCGGGAAAAGAGUGCUGUUGUUGAACGGGGGCAUGGACGUUUUAUGUGCAUCCUCCUCGAGCAGGAAAACCAACGACACACCUGUUGCUGUUGAAACGACGUAUCAGGCCGACGAAGGGACUUUGCGGGCCAUGGAUGCGUUUUUCCGGGAGAAAAUUCGUCUGUUACCGGGAGAGGACACGGGUAAGCUGCUCCACAACAGCUUCCGCGGGGAAGCCCUCACCAGGGUCGCGUUUGCAAUCUACAGCGAAGAGAUCAACAUGAAUACGGCGGCGCAGAAGCAGCAGGAUCACGCUCUACUUCAUAGUGCUUCUUCUUCUUCAUCUUCUGGAAGAAGCUUGGCUCCUGCUCUUUUUGAUGUGCCGGCGGGAUGGCGGGUAGGGGGUCUAGCGGGUGUCAAGCCAGCACAAGUAGAGAACAAAGAGAAUGAGCACGAUUCUACUUGUUCUGCCAACAACGACCAGAGCAGGGCCAAGCAGGGCGCGCUGGAGCACUUGGUUUCCAAGGAAAUUUUCGAAAGCGUGAAAUCCCUCGGGGGACUGCGAAUUUUCACGGAGCACGACAUUCUCGCGAACGGCUGGGGGGAUAAAAAUUUGGGGAACCUCAAGGGAACUACAGGUAGUAGAACCGUGGAUAGUAAAAAUGACGAGAAGGUGGACCAUCAGAUUUAUGCAAGAGCUACGACCUCCGUACAGCAGUUACAGAACCUUUUCAAAGUCGACUUCUGCUUGCGGCUGGAUAAGGAGCAGAAAACAAACGAAAAAACCGCGUUCAUCGUAGAGGUGGACGGCGAUUUGCACACGAUGCGAGUCCUGGAUACUACUACCGUGCUGGAGGAGCCUUCUUCUGCUCCUAGUGCUCGUGGUAGAGUAGAUCAACAUGCGGUCAGCACGACUGCCGGGAAGACAAAUAUUAAAGUCGACCGCGUGAGCACGGGUAGCACGCUGCUGCGGAACCAGGUGUUUCGGAAUCUGCGAUACUCGUUCUACGUGAUCUCUUGGGCGAGUUGGAGCAACGCGCCGAAGGACAACAAAACCGAGUGGGUCCGGAAGAUUCUGGAAAAGAAGCGCGACACACUGGUGAAAAGAACGAACAAGGCAGCUGGUUCUACUUCGAGACCGGACGGUGGCAGCUCUGUACCAGGGGUGGUUGGCAAGAAGAAGCCUUGUGCAGGACGAGCAACCCCAGGAGCACCGGGCCUUCCCCCUGCUGGAGCUGAGAAGAAGACGGGAAGUCGUGGAGGUGCAGGUAGCGAUAGCACGACGCGAGGUCCUGUUCUGACAGCAGGGGAUGAAGUGGGAGAAGCGGACGAUGUGGACACUGCUGCUGUUGCGGCAGAUCUUGUCCAGGAGGUCGAGGAAGCUACUGCUGCUAAUGCCUCUCUAGUCGGGAAUGCAGACUGCAAAGCGAAGGUGGAACGGGACGAGGAAGAUGUGGAAAAACCUUUGAAGCGGCAGAAGCAGGCCGAGUAGAAACGAGAGCGCUGGAACCAUGCAGAGUACUUAGAACUUCAACUCUUUGCGCCUUCACUUGCAUUAGUGCUUACAACGAGCAAGAAGUUCGGCCAGGGACCACUAGUGCAUUGACUGCAGGUAGAAAGGGGGUGCACACUGCCUGAUGAAUGCUUGCUAUAGAAACUACGAGUGCAGCUGAACAAAGAUGAAACCGUAGCAAUAAACGCUGUUUCAAUGCUCGUGCGACUUUACUUUUAUUUCGAAAUAAUAAAGCGACUUCAACUAGUACAUGCAAACACGACCACACAUUAAUUCCGCGAUAAAAUGCUACGCAGAAAAUCUGCUCACGAU